Molecule: messenger RNA, 1629 nt
Organism: Periophthalmus magnuspinnatus
Lineage: Eukaryota; Metazoa; Chordata; Actinopteri; Gobiiformes; Gobiidae
Product: LHFPL tetraspan subfamily member 2a protein-like
Exons: 3
Coding region: 324-992 (222 amino acids)
Cellular component (GO): membrane
Source: RefSeq, a predicted model, not a curated record
AAACGAGGGAAGAACAGCGAGCUGCUGAAACAGGCAAAGUGAAUGAGCUGAGAGGAACAGAGCAGACCGCGGAGAAACACAACAAAGACAAGCGUCCCCAAACCUCCUAGAUGCUGCCAUGGCUGAAGGAAGCUGCUUUGGUUCAUUAUAACUGGACACAGGAGAACGAGAUCUGUGAAACAGAGUAAACAAAAGGACAGAUCGAUCUCUGGAUACACUCCCCGGGCCUAUUCACACAGCAGAGCACGUUCUUAGAGACUCUUCGUAGACCUGCUCACAGAGCAGAGCACGUUCUUAGAGACUCUUUGUGGACUGUUUGCACCAUGUGUCAUGUGAUCGUGACGUGCCGCUCGCUGCUAUGGACCCUGCUCAGCAUCAUCGUGGCCUUCGCAGAGUUGGUGGCCUUUAUGAGUCCUGAUUGGUUGCUGGGUUUCCCUCGCUCUGACGCCAGUGUAAACAGUGAGGGGGUGGACUCCAGUCAGUACAGGCCAUCUUUGGGGCUCUACAGUCGCUGUCUUCACAUUGGCACACAGGGAGUAGGGGUCAUCUGUGGACCCUACGCAGCCACAUUCGGAGAGGUGGCCAGCGGCUUCUGGCAGGCCGCCAUGUUGUUCCUUUCAGCUGGGACCUUAGUGCUGGGCUGUGUGGCCUGUAUCUCCAUCUUCAGCUUGUGCUUCCAGAGCAUCCUGAAGAAGAGCAUCUUCAACAUCUGUGGUCUCCUGCAGGCCAUUGGAGGGCUGCUCCUGAUGGUGGGUCUGAUGCUGUACCCUGCUGGAUGGGGGUCCGACAAAGUGAAGAGCUACUGUGGUCCAGAGGCACUGCCCUUCAGACCUGCGGCCUGCUCCCUGGGCUGGGCUUUCUACGCAGCCAUCGGAGGAACACUGGCCACUUUCCUGUGUGCGGUUCUGUCAGCACAAGCAGAGAUCGCUACAUCUAGUGAUAAAGUACAAGAGGAGAUAGAGGAGGGGAAGAGUCUCAUAUGCCUGCUUUGAGCCUUAAGUUUGUAUUUAUAGAGAGGUAGGGUAGUGUGUUGAAAGAUGAAAUUAUAACACCGUCUUUGCUUAGUUGAGAGGCUUGUCUUGGCAACUCUGGCAACAGCUCUCUAUGAACUAACAUUACAAUAAUUAGUCAUUAUUUUACCUGUUAUGCAGUUUAUACAAUUGUGUACAAACUUGGUACCUGCUACUCUUUAGGGCAUUUUCCACAAACAAAAAAAAAAAAAAAAUCAGUUAUAAGACUUUCAUUGGACUUUACUCAACAAUUUGUUGUUGAGUAAAGUCAGUACAGUUGUUUUGUCUUCUAAGCAGCUACACUUAAUUCACUACAAAAAAACCUUUCUAAUGGGGAUUGCACUUGGUCUCUGUAAAUAAUGUGUCACAUUUGUAUUGCUUUUUUAGAAAACUGUACAUAUUAUACUUAUGGUGCAAUUAUUCUGUCCGUGUUUAGUUGUGAGACUGUGAAGAUAAAUGAAAGUAUGUCAGAAAACACAUUUUAGAGAUGCACCAAUCAGCUGUUGUGUAAAAAUGACAAUAGAAAGUGUGUGAAUAACUUAAAUGUCCAAAUGCAGAACAAGUUUUGAUUUUUGAACAUGUUUUUCCUGUGUUUUUAUCUUAAAUUACAAACUAAAGA